UCGUGUUCACGAGGCCAUUUGUGGAAGACGUGUCAACCGGCGAAAUGGUUUCCUACAGAAUUGUAUUGUUAUUGGCAUUUUCAGCAGUUUUAUCUGUCGCCAUAGCCGGAAAGAAGACAUUAGUGUUGUUAGAUAGCAUGUCGGUUAGAGAGACUCAUUCUGUCUUCUUUAGGUCACUGGUUGAUAGAGGAUAUGAUCUAAAUUUCAAAUUGGCUGAUGAUUCUAACCUGGCACUCAUCAAAUAUGGAGAGUUUUUCUAUGACAACUUGAUUUUGUUUUCACCAUCAGUUGAAGAGUUUGGAGGCUCGCUGUCGGUUGAAGCCAUCACUAGCUUUAUAGAUGGUGGCGGAAACGUGCUUGUGGCUGCGGACUCUACGGUCGGUGACACGAUGCGCGAGCUGGUAAUGGAGUGUGGUGUAGAACUGGAUGAGGAGAACACGGCUGUCAUCGACCAUCUCAAUUAUGACGCUAGUGACAGCGGAAAGCACACGCGGAUCGUGACAGAACCUGCGAACCUGAUCGACGCACCUACCAUUGUUGGACCAAACACGAAGAACUCGCCUAUUCUAUUUAGCGGCGUUGGGAUGGUUGCGGACAGUGACAAUCCACUCGUGCUGGAGAUUCUGACAGGUUCCUCCACGGCUUACUCAUUCAAUCCCGACGAGCCGGUGAAGGAGUACCCUCACGCAGUUGGCAAGAAUGUACUGUUGAUAGCUGCCUUACAAGCACGUAACAACGCACGAGUCAUCUUCUCUGGCUCCCUGGAUCUAUUCAGCAAUGAUUUCUUUGCAGCCUCCGUCAUCAAUCAGCAGACUGGCAAAAAGACAGACAAAUCUGGCAACCAGGAGUUGGCAACAGCCCUGUCACAGUGGGUUUUUAAUGAGAAGGGUGUGCUAAGAGUUGGUGAGGUGAAACACACAAAGGUUGGCAUGACUGCACCACCCACAGCCUACACAAUCCUUGAAAAUGUGAUUUACACGAUCGAAAUUGACCAGCUUAUUGGAGAUAAGUGGGUGCCUUUCAAGGCAGAAGAUGUUCAACUGGAGUUUGUCAGAAUUGAUCCUUUUGUGAGAACAGCUCUUACUCCCAAAAAUGGAAAAUAUGUUGCACAAUUCAAACUCCCUGACGUCUAUGGCGUGUUCAAGUUUGUGGUGGACUACAAUAGAAUUGGCUACACACAUCUGUAUGCUAGUACACAGGUGUCAGUGCGGCCAUUGGAGCACACUCAGUAUGAAAGGUUUAUACCGUCUGCCUACCCUUACUAUGCAAGUGCCUUCUCAAUGAUGGGCGGCGUUCUUCUGUUUAGUUUAGUAUUCCUUCACCUCCGAGAUGAUCCUAAGGAGAAGGCUGAAUAACUAGUGCUGUUGUAUUAUGAUCAUAGCAGAAUGGGUAUCGUUGAGCAAUAGUCACCAUUUUGUAUAGGUUGGUUUUAUUUACACCUUCAGGACUGCAAACCAUGCAGUAUGUGUUCAAUCCUUAUUAAGUUUCAAAAGUAAACUCGAUUACCUUUUCUCUAAAAUGUCCCCACCUCUGCUUGCUGCUCUUGAAUUGUGGAAAAGCUAGAUAUCUUUUGUUGUAUAGAUAUUUUCAUUGAACUUGCAAAGAA
Priapulus caudatus is the source of this 1606-nucleotide messenger RNA. Its product is annotated as dolichyl-diphosphooligosaccharide--protein glycosyltransferase 48 kDa subunit-like. Lineage: Eukaryota; Metazoa; Priapulida; Priapulimorpha; Priapulimorphida; Priapulidae. The transcript has 9 exons. Gene Ontology annotation, cellular component: oligosaccharyltransferase complex; endoplasmic reticulum membrane. The record is from RefSeq and is a predicted model, not a curated record. Bases 45 to 1355 code for a protein of 436 amino acids.